CUCGCUUAUUCCUGGCAAUGCAUGUCUUGUGUCAAAUUAGUCCUUUAAUUUCAUUUUGCGUUGGCAAAUGACUACUAAUCCUAUGUGACUUCAACCCGUUCCCGCUCACUAUACCUGCGUGGACGCUCAUGCCCAGCUCGCAGUUAAAUCUCAUCUGGUAUACCAUUCCGGGUGUCAGUAGAUGUGAGUGGACCAGAUCGGGAUGCCAUUGUGCAGAGGUGAAUUCUGGCCUUUGUCGCUGUAGCGGUUGUCCAGGAACCGUUGACACUUGGGCUGCACUGCUCGGAGUCGAAGGCUUAACUUCGUUCAAGAUGAAGACAGUGGAGAAGCACAACCGGACUUCGAGCGACGACGAUCCCGCUGAAGUAGGUUUUCAUUCAUCCGCGUCGUUUUGUGCUUUUCUUUCCCAAGUCUCUACUACAAUCGAAAUCUGUUUCCUUUGGACUGUGCAAGUUCGAAACUUGCCGAUCACCAGGUUGUUUUUCCAUCGGAACAUACCUUGACAUUCACUUAAUCGAAAUCUGUUUCUCUUGGCCUGUGCAAGUUCUUUUUCC
This is a messenger RNA of Suillus subaureus, 554 nucleotides long. RefSeq lists its product as uncharacterized. The transcript has 3 exons. Lineage: Eukaryota; Fungi; Basidiomycota; Agaricomycetes; Boletales; Suillaceae. The record is from RefSeq and is a predicted model, not a curated record. The coding region runs from base 129 to 503 and encodes 124 amino acids.